AUGAUCAAAAAGCUUUUAAAUCAUAAUAAAUUAAUUUCUUUAAAUAAAACAAGACAAAAUUUAUCUAAUAGUGUAUUGUUGUUAUCAUUACCUGAUGAUCAUUGUACAAAUAGACAAUUUUCAACUUUAUCAAAAAACAAUGUUAAAUUAAUAGAUGAUUUCAAUAACAAUGACAAUGAUAACAACAAUGGUCAAAAAGAAUCUUAUGAAUGGACCAAAUUGGAAGUUAAACAAUUAGAAAAUCUUGUUGAAAAACUUGGUGAAAAUUGGGAUUUGGUUUCCAAGUAUAUGUUUACCAAAUCACCAGUAGAAUGUUAUAAAAAAUAUGCAGGUCUAUUAAAUAUAUUACCUGAUCAUCAUACAAAGAAUUUUAAACAUAAUGAUAACAAUGAUGAUUUAUUAUUACCAUUAGACUAUCAACAUUAUCAAAAAGAAAAAAGUUGGAAGGAUGAAGAAAUUAAAUCCCUGAAUAAUUUAUUUGAGAUACAUGGACGUAGAUGGAAUAAAAUUAUUAAACAUUUUCCAAAUAAAAGUUCCAGUGAAAUAGAACUUUUUGUAAAGAAAAAUCCAGACAAAUUUCCUUCAUUAAGCAAUUCUAUUCAUGACACAUCAUCUAUUAGAUGGCCAAAUGUUGAUUUAAAUAUUUUAAAUAAUACAAUCUCUACCACCACCAUAAGACCAACAACAACAAAUCAAGAUCAUCUUCCAUGGACAAAACAUGAAAUAAAUUUAUUAAAUGAACUUGUUGAAAAAUAUGGCCAAAAUUGGUUUAAAAUAUCUAGUAAACUUCCUGGUAGAUCGGCUAUUUUAUGUGAAUUUAAAUAUCAUCAAUCUUGGAAUCAAAUUAAUAAUGAUGUUACCUCAAUAUCUGAACACCAUUUAUCAAAAGAAGUAAUAGAUGCAUUUAAUUUACUUGUGAAAAAGUAUGGUAGAUGGCAAUUAAUUCCAUUACUUUUGCCAGGAUUUACACCUUUAUGUUUUAAUUCACCCAGAACACGUCAAUGGUCAUCUGAAGAUAAAAAAUUCUUAAAGAAUAUAAUAGCUGAACAUGGGUUUGAUUGGGAUAAAAUUAUUCUUAGCUUUCCAUAUAAAAAACCAAAUGAGGUACGUCAACAUGUUUUCAAAUAUUUUACAAAAUAUCAUCCUCACAAUGUUGUUAAAAAAUCACGUAAAUCAAAACUAGAAGUUAAAUGGGGUGUUGAUGAUAUUUAUCAACUUUUUAAAUUAAGGCUUUCAGGUAAAGAUUUUACAGAAAUUUCCCAAAAACUUAAGCCAAAAAGAACACCAUUAGCAUGUUAUGUAAGGUUUUAUUAUAUUACAAGGUAUUAUGAAUCAUUAAAUACAAAUUGGUCAUUGAUCAAAGUAGUUAAACUUCAAUAUUUAUACAAUAAAUAUGGAAAUAACUGGAAAUUAAUAGCAAAACCAAGUCAUAAUGAUCAAAAAAAAUUUUAUUGGCCUGUUACACGUAAGAAUUGGUCAAAAACAGAUAGAGAUUUAUUAAAGGAUUUAUUAAAAAAAUAUGGAAAUGAUUAUGGACGUCUUGCUGAAUAUUUUCCUGGAAGGACAUUCAAAUCUAUCAAAAAUCGAGCAACAAAGAUGAAAAAAGAUGACCGUAAAAGGAUAAUGUGGUCAAGUGAUGAAAUAAAGAAAUUAGUUGAUUUGGUUAGAAUAUAUAGUGGAAAAUGGGAUAAAGUUUCUGAAAUUAUGAAAAAUAGAAGUUCAGAUGCCUGUUCAAGAAAAUAUUAUACUAUUAUAAAUCCUGAAGGAAACAGAAAUCAAUCUAUAUAA
Molecule: messenger RNA, 1788 nt
Organism: Entrophospora candida
Lineage: Eukaryota; Fungi; Glomeromycota; Glomeromycetes; Entrophosporales; Entrophosporaceae
Source: the annotation of a GenBank genome assembly